GUAAAUAUUUAUAAUGAACGAUCGAAAUGAAUUUUCAAAGUGUGUUUACUUGCCGGUGCCUUUUUUGAGAGCAGUCUGUUGGCAAACGUCAUUACCAUAUGAUAUUCGAUUAUAUCUUCAAUUUGAUAUUGAUGAUUAUAUCGGAUAUCAAACGGAUAAUGAAAUGACAGCGACUGCAACACAGAAAGAUCAAAUCUGUGAAAGUCUCAAGAAUACGAAUGGCACCGAAUGCAACAUGGUAGCAAUUGGGAAAACAUCCAAACGAAUAGUAUUGGCAACAAAGGAUUGCUUUGCGUAUGAUGUUCCAAUCAAUUCCUUGGAUGGGCCCAUGAUAAAUUACACCUUCCAACCAAAUAAAUAUCCCCUUCCUCAUAAUAAUAAAAACUUUAUUAAUAACAACUAA
Dermatophagoides pteronyssinus (European house dust mite) is the source of this 403-nucleotide messenger RNA. RefSeq lists its product as uncharacterized. The record is from RefSeq and is a predicted model, not a curated record. Lineage: Eukaryota; Metazoa; Arthropoda; Arachnida; Sarcoptiformes; Pyroglyphidae.